Messenger RNA from Pelodiscus sinensis (Chinese soft-shelled turtle), 2768 nucleotides. NCBI's taxonomy places the organism in Eukaryota, Metazoa, Chordata, Testudines, Trionychidae. The record is from RefSeq and is a predicted model, not a curated record.
GGAAGAAUGGUUGUUCUUGUGCAAGAAACCUGCAGUGUAGACAUAGCCUGUCUGAUUCUCCCCCCCCCAAUGAUUUCUCAUCAAUUAGAAAAUGCAAACGGAUGAAAUGUGUAUUAAAUGCUAAAAACUCAUUUUUUUGUGCAACUGUGAACAUUUAAAUGAAGAAUAAGUAUAAAAAUUGCUUAAAAUAAUCACCUGGAAAUAUUAUGUAUUUAUAAAAAACAGCAUUCUGCCAGCCUGAAUGUCACUGCUUACCCAGCCCCUGCAGGCUCAUGUGAGGGGGUGGGGGCUGCAGGGAAACUCCCCACCAGUACAGGGGCUGAUGGCAGGGACAGUGCCCUAGUGGGAUAUUUCUCACUAAAGCCUCCAGGGCUGCAGCCUUGCAAACAGCCUGAGUCAGCCCCAGGAAAGGAAACAGACAGUUGUUGCUGGGCGCAGGGCAGGAAAUUGAAACUGACCAUGUGAGUUCCCCAGUCCAAAGGGAGCCAUGGCUACAGGGAGCCCCGUGGAAAGUCUCAGGGAGGAAGCGACAUGUACCCUGUGCCUGGAGUAUUUUAAGGACCCAGUGAUCACAGACUGUGGGCAUAAUUUCUGCCGGGCCUGCAUCAGACGGUACUGGGAUGGAGCCAGCCUGGCCGCUUUCUGCCCGCAGUGCGGAGACUCUGUGCAGCAGGGACUCCUACGGCCCAACAGGCCGCUGGCCAAUGUGGUGGCAAUAGCCCAGCAGCCCAGCCUGCAAGCAGCGCAGGGUGCAGUAGGGGCUGGGAUGUGUGAGGAGCACCAGGAGGCGCUGAAGCUGUUCUGCGAGGAGGAUCAAGCCCCCAUCUGUCUGAUCUGCAGAGAGGCCCGGGCUCACCGCGCUCACAUGGUGCUCCCCAUAGAAGAGGCUGCCUGGGAGUACAAGAAAAAAAUUGAGGCUCAUUUGGUCAUUCUGAGAGAAGAGAGAGAAAAGCUGCUAGGAUGGAAAGCGGCUGGAGAGAGGAGAAGCCAAGAGUAUCUGAAACAGACACAAGCCAAGAGGCAGAGGAUUAUGGCUGAGUUUCAGCAGCUGCGGCAGUUCCUGGAGGUUCAAGAGCGACUGCUGCUGGCCCAACUGGAGAAGCUGGACGAGGAGGUUGGGAGGCGUCAGACUGACACUGUCAGCAAACUCUCUGCACAGAUUUCCUAUCUCUGUGAGCUGAUCAGUGAGCUGGAGGGGAAGUGUCAGAAGCCAGCAAGUGAAUUCCUGCAGGAUGUCAGAAGCUACUUGAGCAGGUGUGAGACGGGGCAGUUCCAGCCACCAGAGGAGAUUUUUCCUGACCUGGACGAGCAAAUCAGUGGUUUCUGCCAGAAAAGUCUUGCGCUGUCGGAGACGCUGAGAGAGUUCAAAGACACACUGCCAUCUGCACUGGAGGUCCAAAGAGGGGAACCUCGAGGAGCGUACAAACCAGAACCAUGAGAGCGGCGUUGUCCUCUGCUAGGAGACAGGUGAUUUUUUCUUCUCUUCCUCUUCUCCAAAGCACACAAGAAGAAGGAGCCACAAUGCAUCCCCUCAAAUGGUUCGAUCUAUCAGACAAAAGCAACACGGGCUCAGUGUUUGUCCAGGACCUAGAGUUCUUCCCAUUUCUCCCAGCACUCACUGUGGAGGCAGAUACAAUCAGGAUUUGGAGUUACGUAUCUUUCACCCCCACAUGACUUGAUUAGGUAAUGAGGCAACCCUCAGCUACUAUUGCUGCUGGGCUUCAAAACUGGCCUUCUAGCUUCCUCAGCCAGGCAGUCAGGGCAGGUCAACAGGCAGCCUGGCUCACUCGUUAGAGGGCAGGUGCAGCUACAGGGCCCUAUUGCUGAUCCUGGCCCCUGGGGUAGUUGCAGCAACACAGCGUGACACAUGCCUUCUCUACUCCUCCACAUCUCUGAGCCGAGGGAAAGAUGUGUCUCUAUCCUCGCUAGGCCAGCCCACCUCCCAGAAGGACUCCACAAACCCAACAUCCUCCUGCAGGGUUGUAUUACAGGAAGGAUGCUGCUCAGCUAGGAGGGAUUUCACUGUGGGUCACAACCGGGAAUACCAAAUUCAGGACAGAUUGCCAAGAAAUAGAUUAGGCAUACCCCAAUACUGGUGGUGGUUCUCCCAUGUGAUAUACUCCAUUAACAAAAAAAGUACAUGUCCAUCUCAUCACCCAGAGAAGUCAGAAAUGCAGCCUCCUUAAUAUUCCAGUUCUUGUUUCAACACCCAGACACAAGACUUAAUGAGGAGUGGUGAGUUAAAACCAGUUUCAUGAACCAAAGGAUUCUGCUCAUUCCAAAGGACCAGCCACGUACCCAAGUCAAUAAAAUAACUCAGAUCUUACCUCAAAAUCACACGGUUGCCAAUUCUAUUUGCUGGCUAAAAGUUUAUUUGUAAGUGAAGAGAAAGAGGUGAGAAUUACAAUUGAGAUAAGCAAUCAAAUACAGACACACAUUGGAACGUUCUUGCAUCAGUUUUAAACCAGUGAUGGACUAAACCGCUGGUUUGUUACGUUUCUGGUUGUUUUCAGAAGAUUGGACAGUUUUCUGUCCUGUGGUUAGAAUGCUUCCAUUAGCGUAUGUCCAUAGUCCGGAGAUCAGAGCAGAGGAGAGGUCAAAUGGAGUUGUUUCACCAGCCUUUUAUAGCUUUCUGGCAUGUGGACAGCAGGGUUCCCUCUAUUUUUUUCCAUCCAUGCGUGGGAAUAUGUGUUGUGCACUGACGUGCUCUUGUGCACCAUCAGUAGAAUAAAAAAACUAGAUUUAAUACAUAUUUUGAAAAGUCACCU